Messenger RNA from Seriola aureovittata, 2842 nucleotides. RefSeq names its product M-phase specific PLK1 interacting protein (gene mplkip). NCBI's taxonomy places the organism in Eukaryota, Metazoa, Chordata, Actinopteri, Carangiformes, Carangidae. The transcript is spliced from 2 exons. The coding region runs from base 147 to 587 and encodes 146 amino acids. The record is from RefSeq and is a predicted model, not a curated record.
GUCGCAGUGUGUUGUUGUUGUAGUGAUCUUCCAGAAACAGAAUACUCCGGGCUUCUUCUGGGUUUGUUGUGGUCUUCUGGCGCUAUUCUAGUCCACGACAUCUCUUUCGGUACUUCGGAUCUCCCUUCAUUUUUUUAGCCGCUCAGAUGUACCGUGCUCCGGUCAGACCCCAGCGGAGUCCCGGAGCUCCGCGUCCGGCGGGAAGGUUUCCCUCCCCGGUCUCCUGCUGGGGUUUUCCCGGAGCUCGCUCCCCGUAUGGAGGGUCCGGCUAUCGCGGAGGUUCUCCCCGGGGCUGCCCCACUUACUCUCCGGGUUCCCCGAUUUAUUCUCCGGGUUCUAACCGAGGAUGCUGGGACGGUUCUGCGGCCAGGUUUGGCAGCGGGUCCCGGGGCUUCGGAGGACAGAUGCGGCGCAGAGGGGACGGUUUCCGGCGGCCGCAGUCCUUCAGUCCCGGUUCAGCUCAGAAGUUCCAGUCCUCAGACUCUUCAGUGGAGAAAUACUUCAGUCCAUCGAUGCUGCAGGAUCCCUGGGCAGCUCUGCAGCCGAUCAGAGCAGCAGACGCAGCUGCAGCAAGACACGCAACAUGACAGUAAACAACAACAACUGCAACCAGACACAACAUGACAGGAAACAACAACAGCUGCAACCAGACACAACAUGACAGGAAACAACUACAGCUGCAGCCAGACACAACAUGACAGGAAACAACAACAGCUGCAACCAGACACAACAUGACAGGAAACAACUACAGCUGCAACCAGACACAACAUGACAGGAAACAACUACAGCUGCAACCAGACACAACAUGACAGGAAACAACAACAGCUGCAACCAGACACAACAUGACAGGAAACAACAACAGCUGCAACCAGACACAACAUGACAGGAAACAACAACAGCUGCAACCAGACACAACAUGACAGGAAACAACAACAACUGCAACCAGACACAACAUGACAGGAAACAACAGCUGCAACUAGACACAACAUGACAGGAAACAACAACAACUGCAACCAGACACAACAUGACAGGAAACAACUACAGCUGCAGCCAGACACAACAUCAGAGGAAACAACAGCUGCAACCAGACAAAACAUGACAGGAAACAACAACAGCUGCAACCAGACACAACAUGACAGGAAACAACAACAGCUGCAACCAGACACAACAUGACAGGAAACAACAACAGCUGCAACCAGACACAACAUGACAGGAAACAACAACAGCUGCAACCAGACACAACAUGACAGGAAACAACAACAGCUGCAACCAGACACAACAUGACAGUAAACAACAACAGCUGCAACCAGACACAACAUGACAGGAAACAACAACAGCUGCAACCAGACACAACAUGACAGUAAACAACAACAACUGCAACCAGACACAACAUGACAGGAAACAACAACAGCUGCAACCAGACACAACAUGACAGUAAACAACAACAGCUGCAACCAGACACAACAUGACAGGAAACAACAACAGCUGCAACCAGACACAACAUGACAGUAAACAACAACAACUGCAACCAGACACAACAUGACAGGAAACAACAACAGCUGCAACCAGACACAACAUGACAGGAAACAACAACAGCUGCAGCAAGACACGCAACAUGACAGUAAACAACAACAACUGCAACCAGACACAACAUGACAGGAAACAACAACAGCUGCAACCAGACACAACAUGACAGUAAACAACAACAACUGCAACCAGACACAACAUGACAGGAAACAACAGCUGCAACUAGACACAACAUGACAGGAAACAACAACAGCUGCAACCAGACACAACAUGACAGGAAACAACAACAGCUGCAACCAGACACAACGUGACAGGAAACAACAACAGCUGCAACCAGACACAACAUGACAGGAAACAACAGCUGCAACCAGACACAACAUGACAGGAAACAACAACGACACAACAUGACAGGAAACGACAACAGCUGCAACCAGACACAACGUGACAGGAAACAACAACAGCUGCAACCAGACACAACAUGACAGGAAACAACAACAGCUGCAACCAGACACAACAUGACAGGAAACAACAACGACACAACAUGACAGGAACAACAACAGCUGCAACCAGACACAACAUGACAGGAAACAACAGCUGCAACCAGACACAACAUGACAGGAAACAACAACAACUGCAACCAGACACAACAUGACAGGAAACAACAACAGCUGCAACCAGACACAACAUGACAGGAAACAACAACGACACAACAUGACAGGAAACAACAACAGCUGCAACCAGACACAACAUGACAGGAAACAACAGCUGCAACCAGACACAACAUGACAGGAAACAACAACAACUGCAACCAGACACAACAUGACAGGAAACAACAACAACUGCAACCAGACACAACAUGACAGGAAACAACAACAACUGCAACCAGACACAACAUGACAGGAAAUGGCUGCAUCUUGACAGAAAACAAACCAAUUCAAUCUCAGCUAAGUUGACAUCCUGACAAGAAACAAGAUGGUUCACAGGAAAAAACAGACAAACAACAGCAUCAGCAGUAAACAAACAACCAAACAGACGUCCUGACAGGAAACAACAUCAGCAGUAAACAGACCAGAGGUCUGUGAGCAUCUUCAGUCACCAGCAGUUUCAGGAUCAGAUUUCAGUGAUUUCAGGGAUCAGUCACCUUGAUGAGUUUCUACAUGAUGAACUGAUGAUGAUACACAGAUGAAUGUUUUUAACAAAAUGUUUUCUUACUGUUUUUAACCUAAAUCAGAUUCUUCUUCAUGUGUUUUAUUCAGUUUGUUUAAAAAAAAAAAAACUUACGUUUGUUACAAUAAAAAAAAAACAUAAAACUUUA